Molecule: messenger RNA, 2191 nt
Organism: Gallus gallus (chicken)
Lineage: Eukaryota; Metazoa; Chordata; Aves; Galliformes; Phasianidae
Gene: ZUFSP
Product: zinc finger with UFM1 specific peptidase domain
Exons: 9
Coding region: 30-1487 (485 amino acids)
Biological process (GO): regulation of gene expression
Cellular component (GO): nucleus
Source: RefSeq, a predicted model, not a curated record
GGGGCUUCCGAGAGGACCGUUGGGCUGCCAUGUCGGUGUGCGGCAUCUGCGGACAGGUGCUGCCCUCGGAAGCGGCGGCGCGGCGUCACGUGAAUCGCGCCCACCCGGACCGGCAGCCUCGCUGCCCGCUCUGCAGCGCCGCCGCCUCGGGCUACGAGGAGCUGCGCCAGCACGUGGAGGCCGCCCACCCAGAGCCCCAGCCGCUGCCCCGCGCCCGCAGCCCCGAGCUCGAGUGCCCCUUCUGCGGGGAGGUGGCGGGGCGCCAGCUGGAGGCGCACGUCAGGGCGCGACACGAGCGGCUGCUGGGCGCAGACACCGAGAAUGUUGAACAGCUAUAUGAAUGUCCAAUAUGUGGUCUUACCUGUACAGACAUUCGGAUUCUUGAGGAACAUGUGGAUUUACACUUAGAGGAACACAGCUUUCCAGAAGGUGGAAGCAGUGGAGAUUUAGAACUGGCUCAACAGCUUCAAAGUGAAGAAGAUAAACAGCAGAGACUUGAAGAAGAGAAGCGAGAAAAGGAAGAAUUUAAAAAGCUACAGAGACAGUAUGGUUUGGAUAGUUCCGGAGGAUACAAGAAACAAUUCCUAAAUAAUAUGGAAAGAGAAGUUAAUAGAGGAAGGAUGCAGCCCUUUGAAUAUCACAAGAGAAAAGCUGACAUGAUGGAAUGUUUGGCUUUUGGUAUAGAUGAUGGGAAAACAAAAACCUCAGGAAUCACUGAGGCAUUGUGCAAGUACUACCAGAAUGAAAAUAAAGAUGUGAGACGUGUAUGGCUUUCAGCCGGAGUAGAUCACUUCCACUCAUCUUUGGGUGACAAAGGCUGGGGUUGUGGUUACAGGAACUUCCAAAUGCUCCUUUCCUCACUCUUGCAAAACAGCUUGUAUAAUGACUGCUUGAGAGAUAUUGCACUAAUUCCUAGCAUACCGAAGAUUCAGUCCAUGAUCGAAGAUGCUUGGAAAGAAGGCUUUGAUCCUCAUGGGGCAUCUCACUUCAACAACAGAUUAUGUGGUUCCAAGGCAUGGAUAGGAGCAUGUGAAAUUUAUUCACUGUUAACCAGUCUCAGGAUAAAGUGCCAAAUAAUUGACUUUCACAAACCAACUGGUCCCACGGGUACACACCCUCGUUUAUUUGAGUGGAUUUUACGUUACUAUUCUACAGAUAAUGAAGGUGCUGCAAAGGUAGUGUGCACUUCCAGGCCACCUGUCUACUUGCAACAUCAAGGUCAUAGCCGUACUGUUGUAGGCAUAGAAGAAAAGAAGAAUAAAGCCUUAUGUUUGCUACUAUUUGAUCCUGGAUGUCCUUCUCAAGAAAUGCAGAAACUGCUAAAACUAAGCAGCGAUGGCACUAGUCUCAAACUACUUCGAAAGUUUAUGGGUAGCUUAAAAGAAAAGCAAUACCAGAUAGUUACUGUAGAUGGCGUCCUGACGUUGGAAGAGAAAACUGCUCGCUGUCUGGCUUCUCGGGUCUUAACAUCAGAGAAGAUUCCCUAAAGGACAUCUUAUCUACCUCUUUCUGGGAUCUGCUGGAUGCAAAACAUUGAACUACUGGACUGUGACUAACUUAAGUGUAAAAAUUGUUAAGUUAUGUCUAGGGGCUUGGAGAAGCACGACAUCAGACUUAAGGCUGUAGUUUUAAUCUUCAGUCAAAACACUUCCCUCCAGGUGAAAUGUAACCCUUCAGUAUUAGCUUCUUAGGCUAGCAGAAAAUUGGGUAUUUUCCUGGUUGCUUAAAUUACAAAGUAACACCCACUGCCCUGUAGAAAGCUAUGCACUAUAGUUAAUAAUCAAUAAGCAGUGGAUACUGUGAAACUUUUUUUGAGUGCCUGGUCAACUUUAUCUCUGUAAGUACAUUUAUACUUGCUCUAUGAUUAAUGUUCCAUCUCUUGUAAAAUCUGACCAACAUAUAUCUUUUAUAUCUCAGCAACUAUUUAUGAAGUACAGAAGCAAUUCAGUGUUUUCACCUGGCAUGAUCUAUUCCAGCUGGGAUUCAUUUACUACUGCAUUUCUUUUUUAUUGUCUGCCUUCUCUUGUCCCUUGCUAACAAAAAUAUGCUUAUGAGGUGGGUCACUGUUAGCAUGGGGAUGCAGUGGUGUACAAAGUGGGGAUUGUUUGCUCCAGGGAUGGGUAUGAGACAAACUAUUGGGGUGUGGAAAGAAAAUAUUUUCUUUGUAUUGUGAAUAAAUUUUUUUUAUUAA